AGCCCCGCGAGUGUUUGUGCUGAAAAACGGAAGUUCUGUCAAACAGAUUUUAUAGGAGGCUUUUGGCUGACCACUGAAAUAAAUCAGGAAUGGACAUGCACCAAGAAGCAGGUCAAAGAGGAGGCCAGGAGGAGGUGACUGGACUGGUUUGUCAGGAGUCUGAGCUCAAGGAUGGACAAAUGAAGGAAGUAACUGUGGGGGAUCAAAAGGUGCUGCUGGUCCGAACCCAGGGUCAGUACAGCGCCGUUGGAAGCAAGUGCUCUCAUUACAGUGCUCCUCUGAUUAAAGGAGCACUGGUUGGAGAUCGAGUGAGAUGUCCUUUUCAUGGAGCCUGCUUCAACGUCAAAACUGGAGACAUUGAGGAGUAUCCAGGCCUAGACUGUAUACCCACGUACAAGGUCAAGGUUGAGAAUGGCAAAGUUUAUGUUACCAUAAACAAAAAGUCUCUGACUUUAACCAAGCGGAUGAAGGAGAUGUGCUCAGUUCAGCCUGACGCCAAACAUACAGUCCUGCUGAUAGGAGGAGGUCCUGCCUCCCUGGUUUGUGCCGAGACGCUUCGACAAAACUGCUACCAGGGUCGCAUCGUCAUCGUCACCAAAGACAGCCUGCCUCCUUUUGACAAACCCAAACUCAGCAAAGUGAUGAACGUAGAGAGCGACAGCAUCCUCCUGCGCUCACUUGACUUCUACCAACAAUAUGGCAUUGAGAUAAAGACGGGGAAAGAGGUGACGUCUGUGAGCCCAGCCGAUAAGAAAGUGACGAUGAAGGAUGGUGCCUCCGAGCAUUACGACCAGCUCCUCAUCUCAAGCGGCUGCAGAGCGCGUCCGUUAAGCUGUCCUGGUUCGGACUUGAGGGGCGUCCAUUUGCUGCAGAGCUAUGAAGACGCCAAGGAGAUUCAUGCCUCCUCCCUCAACAAGAACGCUGUUGUAAUAGGAGCRUCCUUUAUAGGUAUGGAGGUGGCGUCAUACCUGUCUGAUAAAGCUGCCAGUGUAGCUUUGGUCGGCCCCUCCUCGUACCCAUUUGAGAAGAGUUUGGGGCCAGAAAUUGGCAAAAUGACGAUGGAAAUGCUGGAGGAAAAAAAAGUCAAGUUCUACAUGAAAGACAGAGUGACUGAGAUCAGAGGAGAGAAUGGAAAGGUGAAGCAGGUGGUGCUGAAGAGUGGAGCAGUGCUGGAGGCAGAUGUGGUGAUUGCUGGGAUUGGUGUUAUCCCAAAUUCUGACUUUCUAACAGGAAGUGGGGUUGCUGUGGAUUCUCAUAAAGCUGUAAUUGUUGACAAGUUCAUGAAGACCAACGUCGCCGAUAUUUUCAGUGCCGGAGACGUCACUUCCUUCCCUCUGAACAUUCGCGGCGACCAGCGGGUCAACAUCGGUCACUGGCAGAUGUCCCACGCUCACGGAAGAGUAGCAGCUCUAAAUAUGCUGAAGAAACCAACARCAAUUAAAUCUGUACCUUUCUUCUGGUCUGCCUUUGCUGGGAAGAGCAUCAGAUACGGAGGCUAUGGGGAGGGAUACACAGAAAUCGUGUUCAAAGGCAAAGUGGAAGAGCGGAAGUUCCUGGCGUUUUACAUAAAAGAUGAGGAGGUGGUAGCUGCUGCCAGCUUGGCCUUCGAUCCUGCAGUGGCUCAGGUUGUGGAGCUGAUGGCUGAGGGCAAAACCAUCACAAAGGAACAGGCUCAAUCUGAUGACCUGAGCUGGCUGCAGAUGUGACCAGAUGUUUACAGGAGCAAAGCUUAUCGCCGAAGGACAUCACCUACCUUUUUGUUUUUGCUCCCUUGUAACACAAAAUUGAAUAGCUUUGUUUAUUGACUGAGCAAAAACCAAUCAGACCUCCACCUGCUCUUUCUCAAWUAUGUUUUUACCAAAAAGCUUUAUUGCAUUUGAGUAAUCUAAUUUCCUUCUUCUCAUUAUGCCUGUAACAUCUUCUCUUCACUGCAACAAUAUGAAUUAAACUAAGUAGACAAAUAAAGAAUUAUACUAUCUGA
Austrofundulus limnaeus is the source of this 1981-nucleotide messenger RNA. It is a transcript of the gene aifm4, whose product is annotated as apoptosis inducing factor mitochondria associated 4. The record is from RefSeq and is a predicted model, not a curated record. Gene Ontology annotation, cellular component: cytoplasm. NCBI's taxonomy places the organism in Eukaryota, Metazoa, Chordata, Actinopteri, Cyprinodontiformes, Rivulidae. Gene Ontology annotation, molecular function: 2 iron, 2 sulfur cluster binding; oxidoreductase activity, acting on NAD(P)H. Bases 90 to 1706 code for a protein of 538 amino acids. The transcript has 19 exons.